UAUUGUCAGUUUAUUUCUUGCUAGUUCAUUUACUUGCUCUCUUGCUUUUUGUAUUGUGCAGGAACGACAGUCCUUGCACCUGUCUUCGUUUUUGUUUUAUCGGUAUCGCUUUUCUUCUAUUUUAAGCUGAAAUCCCUCAACUGCAACAACAAACUCCAAGACAGCUGCGGACGAAAUUAUUUGCGUAUCCAUCAUGGGCAGUUAGGGAAAGUAGGCAAGUGAUCUGCUGUGUCCAAGACAGAAGGUUAGUAAUACAUCAGGGCUUCACCCUCUCCUUCAACCUGGGCAGUCCAUUAAGUUUCCCGCACCAUGGCUGAAGAUGACUAUGGCAGCUUUGUGGACUGGGCCCAAAUGGGUGACCUGGCCAAGACCAGUGGGCCCACCAAGGUGGACUGUAAAGACCUAAAGGAAUUCAAACAGAUGGCACGGCAGGGUUACUGGGCCAAAAACCACAAACUGCGGGCGCAAGUCUACCAGCAGCUCAUCAAAGCCAUUCCCUGUCGUACAGUUACCCCAGAUGCAGAAGUAUAUCGUGACAGUAUGGGAAAUGCAGCCACUAAAAAGCCCUCGACAUCCAUCCCACUGCCCGAAUUUGUGGAUGAAAGCCCUGUACCACGGUACUGCCUGAAGACCGAGGCAGUAGCGUCAGCCCAUCAGAUUAUCAACUGCUUGGCAUCACAUUUUCCAGAUAUAUCCUACUGCCCAUCACUGCCAGCUGUUACUUCGUUGCUUCUGCACUUUAGCAUAGAUGAAGCUCAGUGUUUUGAGCACGUCAGUCGCAUACUGGCUUGCAAUGAGCCAGGCAAACGACUGCUGGACCAGACUUUUCUGGCCUAUGAGUCUGGCUGCAUGACUUUUGGUGAUCUCGCUAACAAGUACUGUGCACCUGCCCACAAGCUAAUUGUCGAAACAUCACACGACGUGUUGGAAGUCUAUUCGGACUGGCAGCGUUGGGUGUUGGGUGACCUCCCAUUUAGCCACGUGGUCAGGGUCCUGGAUGUCUACCUAGUGGAGGGCUACAAGAUUCUUUACCGUGUCGCUAUAGCCUUGCUCAAGUUCUAUCGCAAGCACAAGGCAGGGGCUCAGGGUGGCCAGGGAGGCCCAGCACCUCAAGAUUCGGAGAAAAUCAGAGCAGACAUUCAGGCUUUUGUGAAGGGCAUCGCCUCUACUGUCACACCUGAGAAGCUGUUAGAGAAGGCCUUCUCCAUCCGUCUGUUCAGCCGUAAGGAGAUCACCCUGCUGCAGCUCGCAAAUGAAAAGUCCCUGCAACAGAAAGGAAUCACUGUCAAACAGAAACGUUCUAGACGAAACGUGCAGCUGGCGCUUAACCCAGACACCUUCUCCUCAGAGAUUGUCAGUGCCAAGGAAAUGAGAGACAUCUGGUCGUGGAUCCCAGAGCGCUUUGCUUUGUGCCAACCGCAGCUUCUCUUCACCACUUCUACCCAUGGUUGUAGCAUAAACAGGUUCUACUCACAUUGUGAAGGCUAUGAACCUACUCUGCUCCUCAUCCGGACCACAGAUGCUGAUGUGUGUGGAGCUUUUCUGUCCACAGACUGGGAGGAACGGAAGAGAGGAGGAAACAAACUGAGCUUCUUUGGCACUGGGGAGUGUUUUGUCUUCAGGCUGAAACCAGAAAUGGAGCGUUAUGAGUGGGUGGUGAUCCGCCACCCAGAGUUAGCCUCUUCCAACAAGACCCAGGCUGUGGAGGACGCAGCCCCGUCUGAAGGCCAGAACUCAGACAGCAAUAAUUUGCAGCAGCCAGAUAAAAACACUGGAGAUCUGUCCCCCUUUUUGGCCACCCGUCACUUCAACCUUAACUCAAAAAAUACCUCCAUGUUCAUGGCAGGCAACUUUGAUUCCAUCAUAGUCGGUGGAGGUGAUGGUAAUGCUCUCUACAUUGAUGCUGAGCUGAACCACGGUCGCACUGGUAGGUGUACCACCUUUGACAACCCACCGCUGUGUGCAGAGAGUUUCCAAGUCUCCCUAUUAGAAGUAUGGGGAUUCCAGGAUGCCAUGGCCUCAUAAUGCUGUACAUACAUACAUACAUAGCACAUCUUUAUGAAUAGUGCAUGAAGUCUAAAAGACAAAUGCAUAUGCACAUCCUUCAGUUGUAACACGGAUAUACAGACAGCUCCAAUCCGUCCUUCAAAUUCAUGAUUUUCUAUUUUUAUUUAUUAUUAUACUUACUCCAAAUCUCAUUCUUUGUUUUCUCUUUAUUUUUGUAUUGAUCUAUUUGUCUUAUGUUGCAAUACUAAAUAUGUAACCGUUCCUGUUGUCAUGAAAGAAAGCUUCAGGAUAACCACUGAUUUAUUCUAUAUGUUCUAUAUUUUUGUGCUCAUGUUGAGCAAAGAGAUUAAAAUUCAUGAAUGUUAAGUGUUUGGUUGCGUAUUUUAGCUUGAGCUGCCAAAUUUAAUGAACAACAAGUUCUGCAGUUUUGCUAAGGGCCAUGCUGAUAAAGUGAAGUUUAAUGUGAAAUGUAUUCAGUAAAGUGUUCAACUGGUGAGAAGUGUUUUGAAUAUUAUAAGAGUAAGAGUACCAGUUCUUGUACCAUUGUUGGCUCAGUCCUUUUUCUCACAUGCAUCUAUUGAGUUGUUCAUCUACCGUAUGUGGCCCACUGGUUAAAUGAAUUAAUAUGUUGAAUGGAUAAAUGUUGAGUGUUGCUAUUUUGCACUAUCUGGCAAACUUUCAUUUUAAAUGAAGGGCAGUAAUGAACUAUGUGUAAUACAGUGAAUGAAUAUUCUGGCAAUGUUAAAAAUAGUGCAAAUGUUUGAGAGAAAAAAAAACAUACUGGGGUUUUGUCAUCCUUUUUUCCUCACAUGAUUUUCUUUUUUCUUCCGUCCUUCAUGGUUUAAAUGCAAUAUCAAAAAAAGUCAAACCUGUGUGUUCAGAGUUGUCCAACUUUAAAUAUUGUGUCUGUAUGUUCAGAUAUGUGCACCGGUGAAAUACCAGAUGAGAAACUACAGAUGUGUUCUACAUGUGAAAAUACAGCAGUAAGCUUUCAGUAAA
This is a messenger RNA of Sphaeramia orbicularis (orbiculate cardinalfish), 3006 nucleotides long. RefSeq names its product TBC1 domain family, member 24 (gene tbc1d24). The transcript is spliced from 8 exons. Bases 310 to 2025 code for a protein of 571 amino acids. The record is from RefSeq and is a predicted model, not a curated record. NCBI's taxonomy places the organism in Eukaryota, Metazoa, Chordata, Actinopteri, Kurtiformes, Apogonidae.